AUGUUUCGCGCCGCCCUGCGACGCGCGUCGACGCACGCGAGCUUGAACGCGCGCGUCCGCGGCGCGUUUCGCGCGCUCGCGACGUCGGCGACGCAGAAAACCGGCGGUAUUUACGAAGUGCGCACGUACGACAUCGAACCGUCGCGACUGGAUGAAUACCUCGCCAUGUGCGCCGACAGCGCGAACGAACGCAAAAAAGUGACGAACGAAGGUUUCGUCGGAUUCUUCGUCACGGAGCUCGGCGGUGACGCGCACGAGGUGACGCACGUGUACCGAUACGACGAUUACGACGCGCGAGACGACGCGCGAAACGCGAUGAAGCGGAGCGAAACGUGGACCGCGUUCCUGAAAGCGUCGAAACCGAUGGUGAGACGACAAAAGAGCGAGAUAUUCUUAGAGGCGACGAAAGCGACGGCGAGCGCGGGAAUGGAGGCGAACGAUGUGCUGCGACGGGCGCGCGAAGGGAACGGAGGACGCGCGGACGGCGUCUUCGAGUGGCGGCGGUAUCAGCUCGAGUUGGGAUACAACCCGAUCCCGAAGCUCGUCGACGCGUUAGCCAAGGGACUGCCGUCGAAAUUAGCGAGCGAUCGAGACGGGCGCGGGGAGUUGGUGUGGAUGGGAUACAGCGACGUGGGGAAAUUGAACCAAUUCGUCGAGCUGUGGCGAUACGACUGCUAUCAGGAUCACAUAAAGGCGCGCGAAGCCGCGCGGUCCGCCGAUGCGUGGCGCGCGGCGAUCAACGAGAUCGCGCCUAUGGUUCAAAUGUUUGAUACGCAGCUCAUGCGACCAGCGGCGGCGUCGCCGAUCAAGUAA
This is a messenger RNA of Ostreococcus lucimarinus CCE9901, 813 nucleotides long. RefSeq lists its product with no specific name. Gene Ontology annotation, cellular component: mitochondrion. The transcript has a single exon. The coding region runs from base 1 to 813 and encodes 270 amino acids. NCBI's taxonomy places the organism in Eukaryota, Viridiplantae, Chlorophyta, Mamiellophyceae, Mamiellales, Bathycoccaceae. The record is from RefSeq and is a predicted model, not a curated record.